AUGGGACGAGGCUCUGCAGUCAGAGGAGGAGCAGAGACGCAGCUGGAGCCUCCUUUCUGGGACGUGCGGCUGAGUCUGCGGCACAUCCCGGUGCUCCUGCCAGCCCUUCCAGUCUGGGAGAUCCCCAAUCCCUCCGCGCCCAGCCCCAUCCGACCGGCAGGUAAGGAGCCGGGCCGGCCCAGCCGCGGGGCCCGGGAGGACAGCGAGGUGCGGGGCGAUGUUGCGGAGCGGAGGGCGCGGAGGCGACAGGGACCGCGGCAGGUGAACGCAGGCGCGGCCUCCGCGGGGGCGGACUGGGGGGCCGGGUGUGCGUGUUGGGGAGCUGCCCCCAGCCCCGGACGCGGCGGCAGGAGGCCCGCACCGCACCCCGGGGCGCCCCUGCUCGCCCCGUCGGGGCGGGCGGGCAGCGGGGCGGCGGCGGUGGGAGAUGGCGGGCGGCGGCGGCGGCGGGCGCUGGCGCUGCUGCUGCUGCGCUGCCUCCUGCGGGCUGCUGGCGGCGGCGGCGGGGCCAGCCCGGCGGCGGCGAGUACUGGCCACGGAUGGGUAGACGGGCAGGGCGGCUACCAUGAGGGCUUCCAGUGGCCCGAGGGCUUCGACACGGCGGCCGCCACCAUCUGCUGGGCUCCUGGCGCCUGCGCAUGCUGCGCCGACCGCCGGAGGCUCGCCUGGAGCAGGGCGCGCACCAACGACGGAGAACCCCCCGACCCGGGGUCACCGCCCUGAGUGCCCGCCGCGCAACCAAUCUACGUUCCAUUCCUCAUUGUUGGAUCAAUAUUUAUUGCCUUCAUUAUUGUGGGCUCGCUGGUAGCUGUUUAUUGUUGCACAUGUUUGAGACCUAAACAACCAUCACAACCAAUACGAUUUUCUCUGCGGAGCUAUCAGACCGAGGCUCUUCCCAUGAUCCUGGCCUCCACAAGCUUCAGGACACCAUCCAGGCAAUCCAGUACCGCGACAAGUUCCAGUUCAACUGGCAGCUCAGUUCGGAGGUUCUCCUUCCCCCGGGCAGAGCCAGGGUGCCUUGUGGCAUCACCACCUCCACCGUACACAUCUGGCUGCUUCCAGACAGCCCACACAGUCCACCUGACCCAGCCAACCGGAUUUCUGGUGUCACCACCGUACUUUGGGUAUCCUCUCCAGCCUGAGCCUGCCCUGGCUGGGAAGAGCUGCUCUGAUUUUACUCAGAGCUGAAAAGAGUUGUGAAGAAGUAACACAGCCUUCAGAAGCAGAGGGACUGCUGCCGGUGGGUGUCACACUGAUGUGCUGUGUGGCUGUAGAAGUCAGAACUGUUCCCGUGGGUGAGUUGCCCUUGAAAAGUGCAGGGUCUCGCUUGGGAUUGCAUUUUCCAAACUUGGAUCACACUUACAAAUGAGCUGUAAAACAUCCCAAACUGUUGCUCUAAAAAUGGACUGCUCUGAUCGCUCAGCCUAAUUUGUGCAGAAUGUGUUUAGAGACAAGUAC
This is a messenger RNA of Manacus vitellinus (golden-collared manakin), 1458 nucleotides long. It is a transcript of the gene SHISA3, whose product is annotated as shisa family member 3. The record is from RefSeq and is a predicted model, not a curated record. Lineage: Eukaryota; Metazoa; Chordata; Aves; Passeriformes; Pipridae.